Messenger RNA from Kogia breviceps (pygmy sperm whale), 1074 nucleotides. Lineage: Eukaryota; Metazoa; Chordata; Mammalia; Artiodactyla; Physeteridae. The record is from RefSeq and is a predicted model, not a curated record.
AUGGUUCUCAGCACCAGGCGGGGCUCGCGUCGCGCUCCUCCGCCCCGGCCUCGGCGGCCCCGCGGACCUGGCCCCGGACCCGCGCCCAGGCCUUGCCCGGCCGGCACGGCCCCGCCCGCGCCCCCGCGCCGCAACCCAGCCGCUCCACUGCGGCACCGGCACCCGCGUCCUCCGGGGUCCGGAUGGCAGCGCGGGGGGCCGGGAGCCGGCGGAGGCGGCCGGGGACCCCGCCUCGACACCGCGCGCGGCCGCGACACCGGACCCGCUCCCCGGGGACAGCGGACGGCCCGAGGCGCAGGCUUACCGAGCAGGUGGCUCCUGCGCUCUGCACCCUCUGCAAUGCGCGCCGCGGCUCGACGCCGCGGUCCCGGAGCUCGGCGGGGCUCGGCGGGGCUCGCGCUCGGCGGCGGCGGCGGCGGCUCCGGAGCUUCUGUCCAAGGUUCUGCAGGCGCCGCGGCCCCGCCCCCCGCUCGGCCGCCUUCGCCGCCGCCGCGCCCGCGCCCGCGCCCGCCCCGGCGCGCACCUCAGCGGCCUCCCUCUCGGGCGCGCGCGCGGGCCACGCGCAGGCCCGGCCAGGCCUGGUCUCGCCCGGGAACCGGAGCGGCCGCCGUGCUCAGCACCAGCUGCGCGCGGUGCUGGCAGCGACACGGCCGCGAGCCCCAGGCGCCGCUCUACUCGCCGCGCCCCAUCCAGGACCCGGGCUCGGGCGGCGGGUACUCGCGGCACCGCCCCGCCCCGCUCCGCGGGGCAGCCCCACUACCGCACUGCUCGCCGCCCUCUCGGCGCCGCCCCGCCAGCAACAGCCCGGCCGUGCGAGAGUCGCGGGUGCAUCGCGCAGCCGAGCUCGGGCGGGUCGGGAAGCUCCGGGCGGGGCGGGGCCGAGGGCCGACCCCGCCCUCCGCCCCGCCCAGACACGUGCUGCCUUUGUUCCCGCCGCGGCGCCGGCAGCUGCGGGCCCCGGGGGCGCUCUCGGCCGCGUCCCCGCCCUGGCCGCCAGAGAAGCCGUCCACGGAGGUUAGGACCCCGAGCAGCCUCCUUCCAUUUAACCUCCUCGUCCCCGGGGAAGGAAGCUAG